AUGUCCAAGAAGGGCGCUGGCGGCCGAGCCAAGGGGGACAAGGCGGAGGCUUUCGCGGCGCUCCAGGCGGCCAACGAGGAGCUCCGCGCCAAGCUCACAGACAUCCAGAUCGAGCUGCAGCAGGAGAAGAGCAAGGUGGGCAGAGUGGAGCGCGAGAAGAACCAGGAGCUGAGGCAGGUGCGCGAGCACGAGCAGCACAAGAGCGCCGUCCUGCUCACGGAGCUCAAGACCAAGCUGCACGAGGAGAAAAUGAAGGAGCUGCAGGCCGUGCGCGAGUCGCUGCUGCGGCAGCACGAGGCCGAGCUGCUCAGGGUCAUCAAGAUCAAGGACAACGAGAACCAGCGGCUGCAGGCGCUGCUCCACGCCCUGCGUGAGGGCGGCCCCGACAAGGUCAAGACCGUGCUCCUGUCGGAGGCCAAGGAGGAGGUCAAGCGGGGCUUCGAGGUGGAGAAGGUCAAGAUGCAGCAGGAGAUCUUGGAGCUCAAGGGCGCCAAGAGGCAGGUGGAGGAGGCGCUGACGCUGGUGACGCAGGCCGACAAGAUCAAGGCCGCGGAGAUCCGCAGCGUGUACCACCUGCACCAGGAGGAGAUCAGCCGCAUCAAGAAGGAGUGUGAGCGCGAGAUCCGCAGGCUGAUGGAGGAGAUAAAGUUUAAAGACAGAGCAGUCUUCGUGCUGGAGAGAGAGUUAGGGGUUCAAGCCGGGCACGCUCAGAGACUGCAGCUCCAAAUGGAGGCUCUAGAUGAGCAGCUGUCCCAGGUCAGAGAGGCCGACCGGCACCCCGGCAGCCCCAGACGGGAACUUCCUCAUGCAGGCGGUGCAGGAGACGCCUCAGACCACUCGGGAAGCCCUGAACAGCAGUUGGAUGAAAAGGAUGCCCGGCGCUUCCAACUUAAAAUCGCGGAGCUGAGCGCGAUCAUCCGCAAGCUGGAAGACCGCAACGCCCUGCUGUCGGAGGAGAGGAAUGAGCUGUUAAAGCGAUUAAGAGAGGCCGAGAGUCAGUAUAAGCCGUUGCUGGAUAAAAACAAACGCCUUACUCGGAAAAAUGAAGAUUUGUCCCACACUUUGCGUCGGAUGGAAAACAAGUUAAAGUUUGUCACCCAGGAGAACAUAGAGAUGAGACAGAGGGCCGGGAUCAUACGGAGACCCAGCUCCUUAAACGACCUCGAUCAAAGUCAAGACGAAAGAGAAGUUGAUUUCCUGAAACUUCAGAUCGUCGAGCAGCAAAACCUCAUAGACGAGCUUUCUAAGACCCUUGAAACCGCCGGCUACGUGAAGAGCGUGUUAGAGCGGGAUAAGCUUUUAAGAUACCGGAAGCAAAGAAAGAAAAUGGCGAAACUCCCCAAGCCGGUCAUCGUGGAGACCUUUUUCGGUUACGACGAGGAAGCAUCCCUGGAAUCCGACGGUUCUUCUGUCUCUUACCAAACGGACCGGACGGACCAGACCCCGUGCACCCCUGACGAUGACUUGGACGAGGGCACGGCCAAGGAGGAGACGGAGCUGCGGUUCCGGCAGCUGACCAUGGAGUACCAGGCGCUGCAGCGCGCCUAUGCCUUGCUGCAGGAGCAGGUCGGAGGGACGCUGGACGCAGAGCGAGAAGUUAAGACGCGUGAGCAGCUCCACGCAGAAGUGCAGCGGGCGCAGACGCGCAUCGAGGACCUGGAGAAGGCCCUGGCGGAGCAGGGGCAGGACAUGAAGUGGAUCGAGGAGAAGCAAGCGCUGUAUCGGAGAAAUCAGGAACUCGUGGAAAAGAUCCGACAGAUGGAGACCGAGGAGGCUCGGCUGAGACACGAGGUGCAGGACGGAAGAGACCAGAACGAGCUGCUGGAGUUCAGGAUCCUGGAGCUCGAGGAGAGGGAGAGGAAGUCACCCGCCAUCAACUUCCACCACACGCCCUUCGUGGACGGGAAGAGCCCCCUCCAGGCGUACUGCGAGGCCGAAGGCGUGACGGACAUCCUGGUCCCGGAGCUGAUGAAGAAGCUGGACAUCCUGGGGGAUAACGCC
This is a messenger RNA of Propithecus coquereli (Coquerel's sifaka), 2001 nucleotides long. Its product is annotated as janus kinase and microtubule-interacting protein 3-like. The record is from RefSeq and is a predicted model, not a curated record. The transcript is spliced from 15 exons. NCBI's taxonomy places the organism in Eukaryota, Metazoa, Chordata, Mammalia, Primates, Indriidae. The annotation marks the transcript as partial. Gene Ontology annotation, molecular function: kinase binding; microtubule binding.